AUGGUAACCUUGAAUCAUCAAAGAUUCUGGCAGCCACCGUCGAAUCGUCCGCAAAGAUGCCCUUCCAUUGGUUCUGAAUCGGGGACCACCGUUUUCGCAGAACAAACCAGCCUCAGAGAAAACCUCGAAGCGAGUAGGCAUAUCCCAGAGAACAGUUUCCCACGAGCAGAAUAUGGAGUCAUUGAUUCUGCAUUGGAACAUGGACAUCACUCUCGACCUGUUUCGUCUGAAAUCUACCAUUGUGAUGCAGUAGCCACCAAUGAUUACCCCGAUUACCCUGAGGAAGUUGCGCUCUACUCAUCCUCCCGAGUUAGUAGUACUCCCUCCGUCACUGGACUAGAUGGCCCUGGUUCAACGCGAGUCUUUGAUGUUUUUGGAGACGAAAACACUGGACAAAGCGAUGAGCAUGACCACAGGCAGCUUCUCGAAAACCUUGAGGAACGAACGUUGCAAAAUUCGCCGAUCCCCUCCAUAAGAUCAUGUCAACAUCGCGCUCGAAACACCACAAAGGUGACCAAGUCGCGCGGAAAAAGAAUGAGCCAACCGUUAGCGAAAGCUUCCACACGUUAUGUCGAAGACGGUCAUGGAGGUAAUCAUCUUGCCGCAUUUGAGAACGUGAUCAGAUACCUGAGGCGUUUUUACGACCUUACCACUGCUGAGGCCAAGUUCUCUAAUGGCUUUUCCGAUUCCGAUUCUCUCAAGGAAGACCUUGCAGUUGUUCAACUUGCAACAAGGACGCUACAGCACGCAUAUGGUAUCAUUGCAACAAGUACUACGACAAUAGACGAUGCCGUUCCGCAACCUACGAUUAUAAAGGCACGGCAAACUAUCACGCGAAAGGAAUGGUCUCCUGAGGAUGAGCAACGAUUGGUAGAGUUGAGAGACUCUCAAAAACUUUCGUGGAGUUGUAUUCAGGAACUUUUCCCUGAAAGAACUGUGGACGCGGUUAGACAACGUUAUGCUCAAAAGACUUCAAAGAAGUCAGAAAGCUCCUCCAGAAAGAAAAACCGAUCAAGUCCUUCUGGUCAGCUUGUGCGUUGCAUAUCGAGUGCUCGAAGGAGCCAGAGGUUGGCCCAAGCUAGCCAAGUAGCUGGUAUGAGAAACGACGCUGACCGCCAUCGGAGGUACCCGUCGCGGGCAGUGAAGAAUCACCAGAAACCAAAUGCGCGAGAGGUGAAUGUCAUUGAUCCCGCCCUUCGCAACCUUAGGUAG
Molecule: messenger RNA, 1212 nt
Organism: Penicillium daleae
Lineage: Eukaryota; Fungi; Ascomycota; Eurotiomycetes; Eurotiales; Aspergillaceae
Product: SANT/Myb-like DNA-binding domain-containing protein
Exons: 2
Coding region: 1-1212 (403 amino acids)
Source: RefSeq, a predicted model, not a curated record